Messenger RNA from Dibothriocephalus latus, 1452 nucleotides. Lineage: Eukaryota; Metazoa; Platyhelminthes; Cestoda; Diphyllobothriidea; Diphyllobothriidae. The record is from the annotation of a GenBank genome assembly.
AUGGUAUUUCGGAUUUGGAAGCAGAAUUUUAUCAAGAAAGUGGAUUGCUUGUCCCCUUCUGAAGAGACAGCCACAGAAGAAGCUGCUGGCGAUAUCGAACCGCCACCCAAACCCAAGAGCGGUUUUCGAAAUCGUAAGUUUAUCGCCUACGAAGAUCGGAUUAGGGCCUAUUCGACGCCGGACAAGAUAUUUCGCUACUUCGCCACACUAAAGUGCAUGGAAGAGGAUGGGACAGCAGAAAUCUACAUGACUCCCGACGACUUCUUACGUGCAAUCACCCCCGGUGUGAAACAACCAGACGGACUGGAACUUGAUUCGUUUAGACGCUUCGAUCCCAAGGUAGCUUUCGUUCAGGCACUUGUUUUAAGUGUUACAUUGUCCAGCAUGCUUCAUUUUCAUCAGCACCUUAUGUCGCCCUGUCGACUAAAACAAAGCAAUACAUUGGUUUCAAAUUCACAUGUACACAGGCGUAAAAUAGACAGGGGCAACUACUACCAACCCCAGCCUGUUAGAGCUCACGACAAACUGAAUCUGUCAAUACCUAAGGACUCCGUCUUCUAUUGCCUCGACGAGAACGCACUCAUAUCGUUCACAGACUUCGUUUUCCUUCUAACCGUCAUAUCAACUCCGCCACGGCAAUUUGAAAUUGCUUUCCGCAUGUUCGAUAUCAACGGGGAUGGAGAAUUAGAUGCCAACGAGUUCAAUGUCGUUCGCACUGUCAUCCUGGACACUACUGCCGUGGGCAAACGUCAUCGCGACCACUUAACCACCGGAAGCACACUGAAACCGGUGAUUCGCAGUGCUCUGCACAAAUACUUCUUCGGAGCGGAUGGCAACGAGAAGCUGACUAUCGCCAAAUUUAUUGACUUCCAGGCCCGUUUGCAGGCGGAAAUCACACGUUUGGAGUUUGAACGUCUCGGGCCUCAAGAUGGACUAAUCUCGGAACGUGCCUUUGCCAAAUCCCUGCUGACCUAUGCUGGCUUUUCGGAAAACAGAAGAAGGAUUAUGCUUCGCCGAGUAAAACAAAAGUUUGACACAAGUGAAGAUGAUGACGAUGAGGAGGCGGAGGAGAAACAGGACAGCAAAGAAGAACCUAGGGGCAUCAGUUUCCAGGACUUCCUUGACUUUAGUCGGCUCCUUCGCUCUAUUUCGGACCUGGAUACCGCACUGACUUUCCAUACUCUGGCCGGCGCUGCGAUCGAUCCGGACACCUUUCUGCAUAUGGCCAAGGUCGUCGCGAAUGUACACCUCAGGCCGCACGUCGUUGAUGUUGUGUUUACCCUGUUCGAUGAAAACGAUGACGGCCAACUUAGUUACAAGGAGUUCGUACAAGUGAUGAAGAACCGACUGCUCAGGGGUCUAGACAAACCGAUGGACACAGGAUUUGUGCGCCUUCUUAGUGCACUGAUAUACUGCACAAAGCAGGAAAUAAAGCACAAACUGGAAACGUAG